AUGAGCAUCUCGGUGAACGGUCAAUCGUGCGUGCCGCCGGGGUUCCGUUUCCACCCAACGGAGGAAGAGCUCCUCAACUAUUACCUCCGCAAGAAGGUCGCCUCCGAGGAGAUCGACCUCGACGUGAUCCGCGACGUUGAUCUCAACAAGCUCGAGCCAUGGGAUAUCCAAGAGAAAUGUAAGAUCGGCUCGGGUCCUCAGAACGACUGGUACUUCUUCAGCCACAAGGACAAGAAGUACCCGACGGGAACGCGGACGAACCGGGCGACGGCGGCCGGGUUCUGGAAGGCCACCGGCCGCGACAAGGCUAUUUACAACGCCGUCAAACGCAUCGGCAUGCGCAAGACGCUCGUUUUCUACAAGGGCCGCGCUCCCCAUGGCCAGAAGUCCGACUGGAUCAUGCACGAGUACCGCCUCGACGAUCCUUCUUCCACAACGGACGCCGCCCCCACCGCCACCAUGCCUUUGUCUUUGGAUGCCGCCGUGCGUCAUGCUCAGGUUGUCAGUGCCGCCACAUCGUCGGACGCCGGCCAGGAGGACGGCUGGGUGGUGUGCAGAGUGUUCAAGAAGAAGCACCACCACAAGGAUGCGGGGGCCGGAAACGGCAAGCGCGGCGGCGGGGGACGAGAUGAUGGGGGCAAGGCGGCACGCUCCUCCUCGCCGCUCUACUCCAGCGACGAUGCACUUGACCAGAUCCUGCACUACAUGGGUCGCUCGUGCAAGCAGGAGCACGAGCUUUCGUCGCCGCGCCCGAGAACGGCCACGUCGCGGUAUCUGCGGCCCCUCGAGACGGUUCUCGGUGGCCACGGUUUCAUGAAGCUGCCACCGCUGGAGAGCCCCUCGGCGGCGGCCACGGCGCGGAAUUCGACUACGACGCCGCUCGCGCCGAAAGGAGACGGAAAUGUCGAGCGCGAGGUGGCGCACGCCGAGGACCUGCACCAACCCCACCGCGAUGGCGGGAUCACGGACUGGGCUAUGAUGGACCGGCUCGUCGCGUCCCACCUCAAUGGCCAGCACGACGCGUCCACAGACCAGCUCUGCUUCGACGGCACCGCCGGCCAUGCAGGCGGCAACGACGCCCUCGACGACACGGCCGUCAACGGGCUUGCCUUCUACUCCGCCGCGGCCACGAGGCUUCUCGGAGGGGCCGCCGCCGGUAGCAGCGACGACGACCUGUGGAGCUUCGCCCGAUCUGCGGCGUCGUCGGAGCGGCUGAGCCAUGUGUCACCGUAA
This is a messenger RNA of Triticum turgidum subsp. durum (durum wheat), 1233 nucleotides long. NCBI's taxonomy places the organism in Eukaryota, Viridiplantae, Streptophyta, Magnoliopsida, Poales, Poaceae. The record is from the annotation of a GenBank genome assembly.